Messenger RNA from Spodoptera litura, 1423 nucleotides. The record is from RefSeq and is a predicted model, not a curated record. NCBI's taxonomy places the organism in Eukaryota, Metazoa, Arthropoda, Insecta, Lepidoptera, Noctuidae.
GUCAAAAUCUGUCUAUUUUGUUGUCGCGAUCAUUUUGUAAACACUGCAUUAUUUUUUUAUUAUAAUCACGUUAUAAAGAAUAAUGCCGCCAAAAAAGAAAAAUACCGACACAAAUUCGAAAGAAGAACUAGCAAAAUGGAGUAAAGAGCAACUAAUAGCGAGAAUUAUGCAAUUAGAAGCUCACAAUGUACAGUUAAAGAAUAUUAUAAAUAAGAACUUCUCUCAAUCUUCUUCAGAAACUGAUGCGAAGGAAAAUAAACGACAGGUGGAUUUUAGCAAAUACCACUUCCGUCGUGUCCUACUCCGUAUCUCCUACUUCGGUUGGGACUACAAUGGUCUUGCAGUGCAAGAGGACUCCAACCAAACUAUAGAGAAUCACCUCUUCAAUGCCCUCACGAAAUCCUGCCUGAUACAGAGUCGAGAGACCUCUAAUUAUCAUCGAUGUGGACGGACUGACAAAGGUGUCAGUUCCUUCGGGCAGGUAAUAUCAAUAUCCUUAAAGAGCAAGUUCCCACCCUCCGAGCAAUAUACAGAAGAAGCAUUAAAUAAAGAGAUGGACUACUGCAAGAUCCUGAACAGAUUACUGCCUAAGGACAUUAAAGCGGUUGCCUGGAUGCCCAUACCUGAGAAUUUACCUGAAUUCAGUGCUAGGUAAGGACUUGCACAUCACAUGUUAACAGCACCUCAUGUAAUAUAGAGGUCUGAGUAGAGAGCCAGGUGAUGAUGGCAGCCCUAGGGAUGUCCCUUAAUAAGCGUUGCACCGUGGGGGCUCUGGAGCAGGUAGGGUUAUCAACCAUACUCUAAAAUAGAAUAUUGUCCUCUAUAUCGUGUAGGCGUAUUCUAUAAUCUAUACCACUAGUAGAGUACGCUAAAAUACUCUUUAUCGAGCCAUAGGCUAACCUGUUACCUGGUAUAAUAACUAAACUGAUGAUACAGAAAUACGAAAAAAAUUUUUUUUAAUAGCAUAAAAUAAAUGAUACUUACUCUUUUUUGUAGGUCAGCACCAGUCAGUACUCUUUAUUUACCUCUUUUAAAAUCAGAUAUACUCUAUUACUUCUAAAAAAGUCGGUAACCCUAGGAGCGGGUCUCUUUCAUAGGUUGGGGCUGAGGGUGGCCACCGGGGUGGUAUCAGUGAAGAACAAACACUCUCUAGUCUUUCUCCCCAAAAAGGCGCCAUUCGAAGAAGUCCCCCGUCUUAAAAAAGUAAAAAAUAAAAUAAAGUGAAUGGGAAUGAUAAUCCGCUUAUGUAUCGGAGACGGUCCAGAGUCGGAUUAAACCUAGAGAGAGCCCUAAAUUUUUUUGGCGCCGUCGCCACUAUAUGGGCAGUUAGUCACGCGCGUCUUUUGGCGCCCCUGUAACCUGCAGCUGUAGCCAAUGCCAUUUAGCGCUUGUCUACAUCUAUACAUAUAAUAAAAUUGUUGAA